Molecule: messenger RNA, 1394 nt
Organism: Acinonyx jubatus (cheetah)
Lineage: Eukaryota; Metazoa; Chordata; Mammalia; Carnivora; Felidae
Product: chemokine-like factor
Exons: 3
Coding region: 404-1042 (212 amino acids)
Cellular component (GO): membrane
Source: RefSeq, a predicted model, not a curated record
GAAGAGAUGUAGGAAUUCUGUGCCCAGCGCUCACCCAUACUGUAACUUCCAAGGGAGCGCUGGGAGCACCAGGACCUGAUCGGACUGGGUUUUCCUGCUCUGGGGCCUGGGUGGCAGAGAAGAAGGCGCCUAGGCCGCCUUAAAUGGUCUCCGGAGCCCUCUUCCUGUCUGGCUGGCUGGCUGGCUGGCUGGCUGGCUUGCAGCACCGAGGCGUGGGAUUGCAGGGAUAGUGAGUUCCCAGCCUAGGCAGCGGCAUCGCGUCCCAGGUGGCAAGGAGGGUGGCUGGAGGGCUUGGUCUGUCGGCGGGCAGCAAGAGCUGGGUGCGCGCGAGGCAUAGGCGGACGGCGGCCGUUGGGCACGACGCUGGUUCCCAGGGGAUAGCCUGGCCGCCCCCGCCGCCGCCAUGCAGGCUCAGAGCAGCAGGGCCAGCCUGACAAAGCCAGGCUCGGGGACCACCAUGAAUGCCCCAAACACCAGGGCAUCCUCAGGGAACUUGCAACAACAGCAGCUUACAGGACUCCCAGGGCAAUCUGCAGCUGCGGUGCAAGCCUCACGCUCAGGGCAGGGCUCACGAUCAAGGCAGAGCUCACGCUCAGGGCAGCCCACACGCUCGGCGAAUCCAGCACCCAGUACGCCGCAGCCUGCAGUCGCAAGGGCGCAGCCUGCAGUCUCAAAGACGCCCCCAGGAAAGCAACAGCAGGUGACCCAGAGCGCAGGGGAGAAGGCCGCCAUCCAAAAGCGUGCUGAAGAACAGGCCAAAGUCCCGUUCAAAUUCAGGGACAGCUUCAAGCAGUUUUUCUUCUUGCCCACGGGAGUGUUGAAGAUCCUGAGGGUGGAUCUUAUCAACAGUUUCAUUACAGCUGUGUUCCUUCUAAUAGUUGCCAUCUUGGCGAUGCAAGAAAUGGAAAGAAGGCAUUUAUUCUAUGUUGGAGGGUCCCUGUGUCUCACCGCGGCAAUCAGCAAUCGUGUGUAUCUUCGAUGGGACUCUGGUUGCCAAGUUGGUGAGGAAUACGGUGAAAAGUGUUCUGGGAAUCGAACUUGAAUGUCUUCCAGCCCGCGGAACCCACCGCACGGGCACCAGCAAAAGCACCCGCGCGGGCACGGGCACCGGCACAAGCACCUGCAGCCACGCCAGCCAAACCACCCCAGCCAGCGCAGGGGCCCGCCAAACCACCCCAGUCCGCACCGUCGCCGGGACCCGCCUCCAGGCGCCCAUCCUCCCGGGCAUCCUCGGACCAAGGGCACCGUUCAAGACCAAGGCUGAACCUUCAAAGGGGGCAUCCUCGCGGACAUAAGCGUCUGUGCCUCAUCCCUCCGGGUAAUCCCACCACUGAGCUUGCAUAUGCUGUCACCCAUUCUGGCCCACAGGCGAUCAUAAAAUCAGAGCUACUAAA